AUGUCGUCUGUUCUAAAGAACAAGAUUUUGAAACCAUUUCUUAAGUUUACGAAAAACCUUUCUUCAAAUAAACUUCAUAUGAGUUUAUUAAAAGGUAUUUUGGAGUUUGAAACACUAGAAUUAGAAGAAAAUGCUUUAAUGGAGCUUCUUGAUCUGCCAACUUGGUUACUUUUACGUAAAGCAUAUUGUACAAAUGUUGUAGCUAAAAUACACUGGACAAAGUUAAAAACUCAUCCUGUUUUCAUUAGUAUUGAUCUUGUAAAUAUUGAGUUACAAGCGCUCAGUGAACCACGUUCAGCUUCACAAUCGCCUAUAGCUAAUUAUAGAGGUGGAUCUGGCAAAUAUGGGUUCAGUGAUAAAGUAAUUGAUGGAGUUACUAUUCAAGUGAACUCAGUGUUUAUUGAGUUCUUCGCUCAAGCUUUUCAGGGCUCCGUUGAAUUGUCCAGGUUUUGUGUGCUGAGUAAAUCACCGAACUGGCAAAAUUGUUUAUUAAAUUUAAGCUAUCUGACAUUGCCACAAUAUGAUUUCAUAUUGAUAUUCAAGGAAGUCUCUUGGGAAUCGGCACGUAUUGUGGCCGAUGGUCUACUAACUGAACUACAUGGUACACCAGUUAAACUUAUAACAAAUCAAUCUCGUGUGCGUUUAACAAUGAAAAAGCGGUUAUCUGAUGGGUCGCUGAUUAGUUCACGUAUUCGUCUUAUACUAGACGAUAUACUUUGGGUAUUCACAUUAUCUCAAGUGGAAGCAGCCAUUGUAUUUGCACGUUCUUUAGGACAUUCAAUACGUUUAGCCAAUGAACAGAGUAAACGAUUCGCAGCAGAGAAAGCCAAGCGACAAACAAUCACUUUGGUUUCAUCAUCAGAAACUCAGUCUUUGGUGAAUAAUAGUUGCAGUAACAGUAGUAAUGGUAGCAAUACUAACUAUACUACUAAUAGUAAUAUUUACCCCACGGUAGUAGUACGAAAUACCAAAUGUACAUGGGAUUAUGCAAAUGCUGUGAAUAUGUUUCAUCAAUAUGACGUUUUGGAAACAUCCUAUCAUUUGAUUGUUAAUCGGACAGAAUUGAACUUUUGUGAUGAAACUAAAGAAAAAAUUCGACUCAAUCCAAGCAUUGUGCCGAAUGGAUCAAUGCGAGUUAAUUUAACCACAUUAUCUGUAGAUUGGUAUCCAUAUCAUUUAGAUUUUUCACCAGAAUUACCUUGGCCUGGUUGUCGAGAAUUCUACAGUGCACGUGAUAAUUGGUUAAGAGGUAUUAAUCCUAUUCAUUUUACCUAUGGUGGUCGUAGAGUAUUCAGUACAAAUUCUUCAACUGUUUCUACUGAUAAUCAAUUUGUUAUAUUGGAUUGUGGUUUAUUGCAGACAGUGAAUACAUCAAUUUUACAAAGUGUUGGUAUUCUACGAUUAGUUGACAUCACUGUAUCAUGUGUAUCUUAUCCAAAUUCCGUGUUGAAACCGGGUGAUCCGUCUACAUUGUUUUCAAAAUCCUCACAGAUCAAUAAAACAUUUCGGGAUAAUAACAAUAAUACACGUAUAAAAGCAGAAAUUCCAAUUGAUAAGAAUAUUUUCAUUGGAUCAGAUAAAUUGUUACAUAAUCUACCUGAUACAUCAUCAUUUCUUACCAUUGAACUUAAAAAUCAUUAUUGUGUCGAUGAUAUACCAAGCUCAAGUUCAUCAAAUCAAUCUUUACCAUGUUCAUUGUUUUGUCAAAUCAAUCCAUUUUAUAUAAAUUUCGAUCCAGAUACUGUUAUAUGGUUGAAUAUAUUUCUAUUGGCAUUACAGUUAAACUUGUCAACUUUCUUAUCCGGCAGAGAUAAGAACAAUCCGUCGAAACAAUCUAACAGACUAUUUGAUUUAAGUCGAUAUCAUGUACGACUUGAAGCUUUGAUGCCUCGUUUGAUAUUCUCACUAUUUGGACAGUCCAAUCGUCAUACGAAUUCAUCCAAUUGGAUUGGACCACACGCCCUUAUUUUACAAUCAGAUCAAAUUAUCGUACAGUCACUAGCAGCUCCUAUAUCAUCACAUGUCGCUGAUUGUUUGAAAAAGCUGUUAGACAAUUUGCAAUUGAGUUAUGGUCAAUAUGACACCAGUUGUAUGAGUAAUAAUCCAUUCAUUUCUCGAGCUGUUCCACACAAAUCACCGGAUUUGUCAAAAUUCCAAAAACUAGUUCAGUCAGCUACAGAAUUACAUAGUUUAUGUCCCAAUUUCGAAGAACAAUUUUGGUGCAUUCAUUGUCCAAAUGUAUGGAGUGAAUUUCUUACAAUAAUCGAUAUGACGACACAUAAUUCUGUCCAUCUUGUUAACAACGAUCAUCGAAUCAAUGAUUGUAUAAUAUACCGUCAAUCAUUAAUUGAAUCUCUUCCUUUGACUAUAUGGUCAUUAAUGCCAAUUAAUAUAUCGGUGCCUUCAACAGUUAUCAACAAUAAUCAACCAUUCAAUCAUUCUCCAAUAUCGUUAAUAAUUGAUAUUGAUAAUAAAUUAAUCCCUAUGGAUUCAAAAUCAUCAUCCUCACAUAUGAUAAACCAAUCAGUAGAUCAAUGUCCAAUCAAAAUCUCUUUAGGUUCUACAGAUCAAUUAUACACUAAUCGUAUUUUAUUAUCACGCCUUACCAAAUUUUCUACGAUGAACAGUGAAAAACCGAGAAUUCCUGACACAUUAGAUCAAAUCAUAUUUUUGUAUUAUAUAUAUCAGCAAAUUUCUUAUGUACAAACACGUUUGUACUUAGACUAUCAAGAAUUUACACAAAUCACCGAAAGUCGAUCCACAAUAUCAAUCAGUGCACAAUCAAAUCAUAAUCACCAUAAAUUGUUAUAUUGUGUAGGUUUUUCCACACUACGAUCAAUUGAGCUGGACGUAAAUGUUUGUCAUGAAAAUGAAAUUCGUAUGAAACAAGUAUCGUCUCCUAGUUUCACGGAGAAUAAUAUUGACACGAGUCUACCGAAUACUCCAAAUGUAUCUGCUACAAGUGUCAGUUUUUUUCCGAAUAAAUAUUUAUCAACUACUUUAUUGUCAUCGUCAUCAUCACCAUCAUCCUUAACAAAAUUCUCACAUAAUCCUACUCCGCUUUCUGCUGCCACAGUGCUACCGUUGUCGUCGCAGACAUCAUUUCGCCAUCAUCAUUCCAUGGUUACACCUUCAUGGGAUUCGUUAUCAUUAAAAACCGAAGGUUCUGUGCUGGACAGUAGUAAAUUGAAUAGAACUAAUCUUCGGAGAUCAAUGCGUGGGCGCAUUAAUUCCUCAGAUGAUAGUCCACAAUCUUUAUUACAAAAUGAUUGUGAUUGUAGUAUUGGAACUACUGAUAGCAUUAAUAAUAACAGUAUUAGAUGUACGAAUAAGUUAGUAAAUUCCGAUUUACCAUCACCCAAAAGGUUUUUAAUAAAACGUAAAACUCACUCAACAGUUACGCUUGUCAAUAAAAAAAAUGAAUGUAGUGCGGUUGAUCGAAACAAAGAGUCACAAAAUAAACCUCUCUCUGAACAAGAUCUUUUUAUGCUUAAUCCUGUUGCGGAUGGAGUUUGGGCAAACAAUUCAUCUAAAAAUAAUAUAAGUCAACAGUGUUCUAUUUCCAGUGAUUUAUCUGAUCUACAAAGUAUAUCCAGUUCGAUGGAUGAUUGGACUAAGCCAUAUGAAGUUUUAUCUAAUUUGAAUUCAUCAUGUACAUAUCAAACUGACGAUAUGCUAUGGCCACCUCUCAAUCACCAGCAUCUGGUCAACUCUUCAUCAUUUCUAUUAAGUCCAGAUGAGAUUGGUUCAGAAUUGUUAGACGUAGAUGUCUUUGCACCAUAUACAUCGAAUACUCCCACUGCAGCUACUACUACUACUGGUUUGACAGCAGCAACGGAAAAGUAUCAAGAACCAAAAUCAGAGGAAAAUAUUGCUGAUCAUGAUAGAUUUCGUCAAUGGAAAAAGUCAAAUAUAUCGAGUGUACUCAUACAGUUGGCUGGAUUUUCAUUUGAAGCGGAUGCUAUGGAUUUAGAAACACGUUUUUGGAUUGUAUUUAAAUCACUUCAAUUAUUUAUAAAACCAGAAGAAUCAUUUCAUUGUUCCAUCGCUUCAUCUCGUGCUGAACCUGACCAAAAACAACAUAAUAAAUUUGUACAAUCUGAUUAUUUAUGGUCAGUUUUCCUAAGUUUUGGUGGUGAUCCAACGGCUGGACUAACAAAACUAAAGCCUACAGCUAGUAAUAUUUAUCCAUGGUUAUAUGCCAAUGCUACUUUAUUAAAAAAUUGGAGACUCAUUAUUCCAUCAAAUAUUCAACAAUUAUUUAUUCACUUAUGGCAUCAAAUUGGCGGCCAUAAAAACAUAAAUCCAUUGAAUUCUUCUCUGUGUAGUAGCAUACAUGGAGUUAGCGUGGAUAAUAAUAAUAAUAACGAUUCAAUUAAUUCACCUCCAAGAUGUUCAAUUCGUUUAUUGUUAAAACAAGGAAAUUUAUCACUGAAACUGGAAUCAGGUGCCAAUGAAAAUUCAGAACAAUUAAAACUCUUCAGACAGUUGUUUCUGCAACAAGGAUUGAUUAUUGAACUAACAGAAUAUGGCGUAUUUCAAAUUGGAUUUGAAAAAUGCACGUUGAAUAUGGAACAAAUUAAUAAUAUGGAAUGUGUUAAUCAUUGUCGUAACCGUGCAAAGAGUAUUGACGAUGAGUUAUUAUCCUCCUACUCUCCAGUAAGCACACCCAGUGCUUUUCAUAAUAUCCUAAUCAAUCGAUAUGCAUUCGAGAAUAAAAUAUUGAAAGAUAAGAUUGAGGCCUUGACAAAUGAGUUAAUGAAACUAAGAUCAAUGCAUAAUGCUUAA
Molecule: messenger RNA, 4788 nt
Organism: Schistosoma margrebowiei
Lineage: Eukaryota; Metazoa; Platyhelminthes; Trematoda; Strigeidida; Schistosomatidae
Source: the annotation of a GenBank genome assembly